Messenger RNA from Zootermopsis nevadensis, 1180 nucleotides. It is a transcript of the gene Dysb, whose product is annotated as dystrobrevin binding protein dysbindin. The record is from RefSeq and is a predicted model, not a curated record. Lineage: Eukaryota; Metazoa; Arthropoda; Insecta; Blattodea; Termopsidae. Gene Ontology annotation, biological process: negative regulation of protein kinase activity. Gene Ontology annotation, cellular component: cytoplasm.
CACAGAUGGUUAAAUGUGAUACUCAGUUAAACUUUACAGCAAAAGAAACGAGUUAAUCGAGGCAGCUAUCGUUGACAUGUAUAGCGUGACGUCAAAAAUGUAUACAAACCAGCGCAUGUUGUUUUCCUUAGUUGCAUCAAGGUUACUAUUGCAAAGCUGAAUUAUCAUGUGAUGAAAGAUGACUGUUGGAAGGUAAAUACAUCGGAAAGGUUGUAGUGGAAGUCGAAAUCUGAGCAUAACUUUUGGUGACAAUGUUUGACAGCCUUCGUGAUAAGUUCCAUACAGUUCAAGAAGGGAUCGCUGCAAGUUUCAGAGGUUUAUCAAUAGUCGAUCCCCCACGAAGAUCACAGAUUAAUACCAGUGUAGUCAAUUACAAUGCUGGAGCAGAUGUGUUGCAUAAAUAUCAGUCACAGUGGAGUGAAAUGCAUAAGUUGGCUGAAGAAAAUGCAGUCAAAGCACAGGAGUUGGACAGUUUCAUAGGUUCUCUUCAUCAGAAGUUUGAGAAACAAUGGAGUGAUGUGAGUCACAUUGCUUCAAAUUUAGCAGCUGCUCCUCAGCUCCUCACAACAGUGCAGCAGUUGAUGGAACAGAUAGGGUCUUUACAAGGGUUGUUUGAAGAUGUAGAAGAAGCCUUGUUUCAGUUGGAAGAUAUGAUAGAAAUGCAAGAAUUACAAGAGAGACAACUGGACCAUAGAUUCCAGUUUGCAUUAUACAAAGAGAAGAAACUUAGUGAAUUGGAAGCUGUGAGAGCAAAUCUGGCAUCAGAACAUGCAGAUAAGGUGGUUCAACAUGAACUUAGGCAGCAGAAAUUAUUGAAAGAAAGACAAGAUGCUUUUGGAGAAGCUUUUCAACAUGAUGUACAACAUUACAAACUCUCUGGCUCAUUACCUAAGGUGAAAAAUAUUGGUGUUAUUAGGGGCCCUUCAUUAGAGGAAGUAACAUUGGAACCAACAGACACAGAGGAACUUGACAAGUUUCUUAAUGAUGACAGCACUACACUGCAAGCUAGUAGAGACAGCUAUUAAAAUGUGAAAAAUCCAGUAAAAUGAUUGGUCCAUGAAGAUGGUUAAACUGCUGUUAAUGACUUGAAUUGAAUUAUUAAAGAUUAUAUAAAACGUGUGCAAAUUACUAUUCCAUUCUUGUAUUAAAACCAUUUGCAUCAAUAAACACUAGCAACAUA